AUGGAUUCACCGCAAGGAUCCCCUAAUGGGACUGAGCCCAAGUCCUCAUCUCAGACGAACAACACGUCGGUGAAGAACACCCAAAAUCCAUCCCUGAGCCAGGCCAGGACUCCCCCAUUGGAGGUGAAGCGCAUAGAGAAAGAGUCCUCCUCCGAGCCUGAAUUUCCCGAAAUGCCGCCAUCGUUUGAUUGGGAAGAUUUUGAAAAACGCUACGAAGAGGCAUUGCGCGAAAUGGGUCAAGCUGAGCAAGACAUUUUUAAGGAAGCUGAAAAUCUUUCCAAAGUAAGUCCCGUUCCAUAUGUUGGCACCGAUUCAAGUGAUCUUGGCAUAUUGAGUGGAUGGAACCAGUACUUCCGCACUUGGGCAGCAGCUGCCUCAAGCCACGAUGACGAGCGCGCUGCCAAGCGGCUGCAGACACGCAGACGCUUCGUCAAUAUAUCGGAGGAGAAAAUGGCACAGAAACAACAGCACUAUUCAAAGGAUAGAACUCCUUUAAAUCAUUCCAAUCCCACCGCGCUAGAAUUGCCAGCGGUCUCAAGCGAUGAUUUUGCAGCCUUCUUUCAAGAACACUUUGCGGAAGAGGCCGUGUCACAAUUUGGGAUAGAAUUUCUUGAUUCUGAUGGAGCGCAUACUUUCGCAAAUCCUGAACUACUCGGCGGAUGGGAGGAAGAAGUUGAAGAUGACCUAGGUUAUUACGAGGAUGGCGUGAAGCGCACCUUGACCGACGAGCAAAUUGAGAUCUUCCGCCACUCUGAAUUACAGGAACUUCGUCGGCAGCGGAUAAAGCAAGAGAACAAAAAGAAAGAAGUUCCGUCACCGCUGAGAGAUGAUCUGGCACACCAUCGAGAAGGAAGCAUUUCCCAACCAUCGCCCUCGGCGGCAAGCUCCUGGAAUAAGAAGAAGAAGAAAGGAACCAAGCGCCAACCAGCGGAACCAAAGCCUGAUUUGAGAAAAAGGACCUGGGAUGUUGUUGAGAAGGGUCUUGAUUCUCUUGACUACGAUUGA
This is a messenger RNA of Clonostachys rhizophaga, 1005 nucleotides long. NCBI's taxonomy places the organism in Eukaryota, Fungi, Ascomycota, Sordariomycetes, Hypocreales, Bionectriaceae. The record is from the annotation of a GenBank genome assembly.